Messenger RNA from Branchiostoma floridae (Florida lancelet), 855 nucleotides. RefSeq lists its product as uncharacterized. The transcript is spliced from 2 exons. The record is from RefSeq and is a predicted model, not a curated record. NCBI's taxonomy places the organism in Eukaryota, Metazoa, Chordata, Leptocardii, Amphioxiformes, Branchiostomatidae. The coding region runs from base 505 to 837 and encodes 110 amino acids.
UGAUUUUGAACCCGGGCUGGCUGAUAUUAAAUGCGUCAUGUCUUGCGAAUGCCUACGGCAGCCAAUUGUUGCCUAGGUGAAUGCGGCAUAUCUCUCGUGGGCAUCACAUCUCUUCAAAGAACAACUUACAGUCUUACCUUACACGCAAAAGAAGAAGAUCCGAUCGUGAGAGCAUACCAAGAGAAUGUUGUGUACUGCAGACGAUCAUAGCGGCAAAGCGGCUUGGUUGCCAUGGUUACCCAAAUGACGUUGCAUUAACGGUAUCGAGUCAAAGGCUGUUGUCGUCUUCUUCAAACCAGUCGGAGGUUCGUUCUAAGCCGGUAAAAUCUAUCAUUAGCGUCUUCUCACGCAUUUGGAAUAGACGAGCUUUGACGAGUUUGAGUUGCAACGCGCCGUAAACGUAGCUAUAGCUUUACGUGGAUGGAGCUUAGCUAUAUAGCUUUGUUUGAACGGGCAAUACAAGAUGCAUUUGAUGUCUUCAACUGUCAGUAGAUUACACCAAUAAUGUCGCAGUAUCCAGGCACCAGCUAUGUACAAGACUCAAGCACCGUGGCUACGAAUGUGAACAUGACUAUCCUGUGGGAUGAUGGAGAGGACAUCGGCAAAUAUGGACCGAUGACUCGACUGGUCGUCUUGGUGACCGUUCUGUCGGUGGUCAUCGUUGGAGGAAUGGUCUUGGUGUCUUUCAAUCUCUUUCUCAGAACCGAGCCCUACGGCAUCCGCCACAUCAGCGGGAACGACGAACACAACGAGCGCUACAGCACACAGAUGUCUCACACCGGCGACUCGCUCCUCUACGGGCGCAGCGAUAUGAUGGACUUCAGCGAGCUGCCAUGAGUCGAGUUUGGCCUAGCC